UGCUGUAAGGCUUUGCGUAACCCCUGAAGCGCGACUGACUUCAGUGCAUUUGGAUUGCAACUCGUUCCGUCAUUAUCGUCCAUUGCCAGAUGAUCCCAAAGUCUCCAUCCAGCACCGUCUUCGGCCUUCAGUGGCCACUCCAACCAAGUCUCCUACAACACACUUUCCAACUCCAUCUUCAACGCUACCACUUUCGGUGACGAAGUUGAAAAGCUAAACUGGUCGGGCUCUGCUCUCCGUCUCACGAAAUCACUGCUUAUCGAUCAAGAAGCUGACACUUUCUCCCAUCUGCCCAUUCCCCCAAAACAGCCAGCAGCGAAAUCGCUUCUUGUUCAGUUCUCUCGGUUCUUCAAAGCUGGCACAACCAGACGGGCUAUUUUUGCGUUAGUUCUCUAAAGUCGGACGUUCACAUUCAAGCGGUCGGUUUGCACACAAUGGCAUUUCCCGAUGGUGGCUUGGAUUAUGGGGAAAUCGCAGAGGCAACUCCCCUGCCUCACUCUAAGUUGAACGGUGAUAUUGACCGGACCGGCAGACCAAGAGCCAGACUCGAGCGCACUCCCGAACCCUCCAAGCUCCCUGACCAUCGUCAGUCACCAAGAGUCGCCUCCUUCAGUCGUCACAGCAGGUCGCCACGCUCUCCUCCUCCUCCCCGUUCGCCCAGGGGCUUCAAGCGUCCGCGCGAUGAUGAUCGCCAUGACCGAGACCGAGACCGGGACCGGGACCGCCGCGAUCCCCGACAAUUCCGCGUUCACCACGACGAUGAUAGGGGUAGUAGCCGGUACCGCGACCUAGACCGUCCGCCCUCGCGCGGCUCGACAACUUAUAAUGACGACUGGUCAUCUUCGGCCCGUAGCCGGUACGCCUCAGCCAGGGACGCCCCUCCUCCCUCUCGUCCGGCCGCCGACCGUGUAGAUGACCGUGGCCGUGGCCGCGAGCCACUAGACUACGACCGCGAGCGCGACUACGACUCAUACUCCACCAAGAGGCCUCGCAAUAACCGAAACAGAGGACGGCGUGAUAAUAGGGGCCGCGUCGUUACCUUUCAACCAGAAGGAACCUACCAAGAUGGCAAGGAUGACAGGCGUGGACAAGAAAUGUCUAAAGGAAAUGCUCACACGGCGGCUUCUUAUUCUACCAAGGAAAAUGCUAAAUCUGGUCAGGGUGUCCCGGUUGAACGAGGCGUCAAGGAACUUGCUAUCUCACAGGACGGUCAACAUCAACAGGAGGCAUCUAAAGAGCCCGAACCCGACAUGGACUGGGACCCGUCUGAGGCAAUGGACGAGGAAGCCCGUGUCCAAGCCGAGAUCGAGCGACGGAGACGCGCUAGACAGGCUGCUCUUCAGCGUGGUCUGGGUGCGGCAAGCCCCAGUGUCCAGUCAUUACAAGGUGAUAAGCCAUCGCCCACCCCCUCGUCGAGCCGCUUCAAUACUCCAGCUCCCCAGAAGACAGAGCCCAGCAGUCCCAAGUCGACAAAUGCUACCACGUCGCCUAUCCAGUCACCCGCCCAGGUGCCAGACGCCAUGUCCCCUUCUUCAUUCAACUUCUUCCUGGCUGAGCAAGAUCUUGCGAGAGCCAACGGAAACGAUAAAGUGGAAGUUGAUGGCCCCUCUGCCGCUGAUUAUGAUCCUACCGCUGAUAUGAAGGAAGACGAGCGUCGUGACGAGCUGCGCCACGGACAUGUUGGUUUGCAUGGAGAAGCUAAACAUCCUGCUCUGGCAGAUGCUGCCAAAGAGCAAAAUGAUGAGAAGCAGCCUGAGAAGGGCGGAGACGACGACGACGAGUUUGAUAUGUUCGCAGACGAUUUCGACGAAGAGAAGCUUCUGGCUCCUGCAGUUUCGAAGAAAGCUGGAAACGAUGGCCAGGCUAAUGGCGGCGGCGGUAAGCUUGAAGGUGACGACAAAGACGGUUACUACAAGAUUAGGCCCGGCGAGCUGUUGGACGGACGAUACCAGCUGUCGACGGCUCUCGGUCGUGGUAUGUUCUCGGGAGUCGCCCGCGCUUUGGACCUCACGACGCAGCAGACUGUCGCCAUCAAGAUCAUGCGUAACAACGACGCUUUGCGGAAGGGCGGUUUUACCGAAAUUGCCAUUCUACAGAAGCUGAAUGAAGCUGAUCCUGAGGACAAGAAGCAUAUCGUCAGGUUUGAGCGAUCCUUCGAGUACAAGAGCCAUCUGUGCAUGGUAUUUGAAAAUCUAAGCAUGAACCUCCGCGAGGUGCUAAAGAAGUUCGGAAACAACGUUGGCAUCAACUUGCGUGCCACACGCGUCUACGCUUACCAGAUCUUCCUUGCCCUUGCGCAUAUGCGCAACUGCAGCAUCAUUCAUGCUGAUUUGAAGCCUGACAAUAUCCUGGUAAAUGAGGCACGCAAUCUCUUGAAGAUCUGUGACUUGGGUACGGCGAUCGACCGGUCUGACGCGGCCACGGCUUCGACGGAGGUGACACCGUAUCUCGUCAGUCGAUUCUACCGCGCGCCAGAGGUCAUCCUAGGCAUACCAUAUGACUACUCGGUAGACAUGUGGUCCAUUGGCUGCACCUUAUAUGAGCUGUACACGGGCAAGAUUCUAUUUACGGGCGACAGCAACAACCAGAUGUUGAAGACCAUCAUGGAGAUUCGCGGCAAACUGAACGCCAAGUUGUACCGCCGUGGUGACUUAUGGGGCAUGCACUGGGACGACAUGGGCAACUUCCUCAGUGUUGAGCGGGACAAGGUCCUUGGAAAGACCACGGUCAAGACCCUGGCCACCGUUAAGCCGACCCGCGAUCUGCGGGCCCGUCUCCUGGCCGCCUCCAGCGGCAUGAGCGAUGCGGAAACCAAGGAGCUCAACCACUUUAUUGACCUCCUGGAACGCUGUUUGGCGCUCAAUCCGGACAAGAGGAUCACGCCAUUGGAGGCCCUCAAGCAUCCCUUCUUCGGCCAGGCGGUGGCGGCGACGGCAGCGGGUCCGUCGGCUUCAAGUCACUUCUCACAUGGCCACGCUCAUGCGCAUGCGCAGCGCACGGCGGGUCAUGCCAGAGCUUAGAUGGGCAUAUUUUGAGGCAGACGUGUGGCUGGCCGUGAAUGGUAUAUCGGUAUACUAUAUUAUCAAGGUAUCAUUUUUGUAUAUGACUAGGCAUAUGCUGUUAGGCAAGGCUGAGCAUAGGUAUGAUGCUUUCGUGAGCGACAAGUACGAUAGGGACUUCCAUAGAGCGGUUGUACACACACAGUGAAGUGAGGUGAGAUAAAACACAUACAAGAAGGAGGCGAACGGCGUUAAUUAAUCGCUUAACUGCAUUCAUUACUACU
Molecule: messenger RNA, 3283 nt
Organism: Neurospora tetraspora
Lineage: Eukaryota; Fungi; Ascomycota; Sordariomycetes; Sordariales; Sordariaceae
Product: kinase-like domain-containing protein
Exons: 5
Coding region: 435-3020 (861 amino acids)
Biological process (GO): mRNA cis splicing, via spliceosome; peptidyl-threonine phosphorylation; peptidyl-serine phosphorylation
Molecular function (GO): ATP binding; protein serine/threonine kinase activity
Source: RefSeq, a predicted model, not a curated record